Messenger RNA from Melanotaenia boesemani (Boeseman's rainbowfish), 2690 nucleotides. Its product is annotated as UDP-glucuronosyltransferase 2A1-like. Bases 498 to 2072 code for a protein of 524 amino acids. The record is from RefSeq and is a predicted model, not a curated record. The transcript is spliced from 2 exons. Gene Ontology annotation, molecular function: UDP-glycosyltransferase activity. Lineage: Eukaryota; Metazoa; Chordata; Actinopteri; Atheriniformes; Melanotaeniidae.
CUCUGAGUCAUCAAAUAUAAAAAAUAAAAAAUAAUAAAAAAAAUAUGUUCUUCAAAUAAUACACACUUGAGCACUAUAGGCCACAGUAUACUAGUUUUGAGAUAAGCCAUGUCUGUCGUAUCAUAUCAUACUAUAAGAAGUGUUUAACUUUGCAGGACACUGAAUUAAAUAAUUGCAAAAUAUUAACAACAAUUACUGACAUCGUAUUACUUUUAACUUAUGUGAUGACGCAUGUGUAGCAUAGGUGAACAACCCUGCUGAUUUCUGUAUGCUUGUUUUCCAGUUAUUUAAGUCUGUUACUUAUUUGCAUGAGAGCUAUGUCUCUCUGUCAACUUUGUACUGCCUUAUCACCAGUGCAUUUAAGAACCUGCAAUUGCAAAAGCAAAGUCCUGUGCAAGGUGAAACCUGAAAAGACCAAGACAUUUUCCUCUCUCAGGUAUUGGAGAAUAACUGGGAAAAGCAAAACAUACUGACUGGUAGGAAAAUAGAGAGUAAAAAUGCACCUGACCUGGAUCUGGAUAUGCCUCUGCUGGCUCUGUUCGGCAGUGGUGUAUGGUGGGAAAGUGCUCGUUUUCCCAGUUGAUGGAAGCCACUGGGUGAACAUGAAAGUCAUUAUUGAAGAGCUGCAUUCAAGGGGCCACCAGGUGUCUGUGGUGCGACAGACAGACAGCUGGUACAUCAAAGAAACCUCCCCAUUCUAUUCUUCAAUUACAAUCGAUGGCAAGUCUGGUUUUGAUGAGGACUUCAUCAGUUCAUUUGUAGCCCAGCUGCUGGAAAUCCAGCGUGAAGGAAAGUCUGCUUGGAUGCGUUUUAAACUGGAAAUGGAACAAGCACAGAAGGCCUCUGAAUUCCACGUUAAAUCAUGCAAAAUUCUUGAAAAAAUUUUUGAAACUAAAGAGCUUAUACAGCCAAUGCAGGAAGCCAAAUAUGACCUUGUGUUGACAGACCCUGUGAUUCCAGUGGGUAUUAUAAUUGCUCACUACCUUAAGUUGCCUCUUGUUUUUAAUGUCAGAUGGACCAGUCAUGGUGAGGGCCAUUUCUCAAUCGCACCUUCACCUCUCUCUUAUGUGCCAGUAACAGGAACGGAGCUAACUGAUAAAAUGACGUUUUUUGAGAGAGUCUUUAAUGUAGUUGUUUUUGCCUUCAACAAAUACCAAAUUGCAGUGAAUAUAUUACCCCAUUAUACUAGCUUAACUAAGAAAUAUCUUGGUGAAAAUACUGACUACAUAUCCAUGUUUCAAGCUGCAGACCUUUGGCUCAUGAGAGUGGACUUUGUGUUUGAGUUCCCUCGUCCCACCAUGCCUAAUGUUGUUUACAUGGGAGGCUUCCAGUGUAAACCUGCAAAACCACUUCCUCAACACCUGGAGGAGUUUGUGCAGAGUUCUGGAGAUCAUGGAUUCAUCAUCAUGUCUCUGGGGACUUUGAUUGGAGAGCUUCCAUGUGACUUAGCUGAUGGGAUUGCAGCAGCUUUUGCUAAAUUGCCCCAAAAAGUAAUUUGGAGGUAUAAAGGCAGCAGACCAACCACGCUUGGUAACAACACUUUACUUGUUGACUGGAUGCCACAGAAUGACCUGUUAGGACAUCCUAAGAUAAAACUAUUUGUGGCUCAUGGAGGAACAAAUGGAGUCCAAGAGGCCAUGUAUCACGGAGUUCCUAUACUAGGUCUUCCACUGAUAUUUGACCAGCGUGAUAAUCUGCUUAGAAUUGAAGCAAGAGGAGCUGGAAAGAAUCUAGACAUUUUUUCUAUGAAUGAGGACAUUUUCUUCCAAGGUAUUCAUGAAAUCCUCUCUGAACCUUCCUACAGAAUGAACAUGCAGAGACUCUCCAGGCUGCACAGAGAUCAGCCUUUGAAGCCAUUAGAUAACGCCCUCUUCUGGAUAGAGUUUGUCAUGAGACACAAAGGUGCAGCUCACUUAAGAACUGAGUCCUACAGGCUUCCCUGGUAUUCCUACCACUCUGUAGAUGUGAUGCUCUUCUUAGCUGGUAUUAUUCUGGUUAUUUUGGGAACCUCAACUUUUAUGAUAAAAUGUCUGUGUUCACUGUGUCUAAGAAAAAAAACUAAACGUGACUGAAAAGAGACAACUCAUUUUUUAUGAACUAGAAAGAAUGAACUUGUAGAGGGAUGGUUGUAUUUGAUGGAGUGUAUUGUACAUCAUUUUAAUUUACGGAAAUUGGAGGUGUAUUAUUGAGUACAAUUUGGAUGUGGGGCUAUUUGUCAUCUGUAUCCUUCGAUCAAAUCUUUAACAUACUGCAGAGUGAUUUUGCUGCUAUGAAACUCCAUUCUGACCCCAACCAUAAAAAAGCAUUUAUUAAAACUGGUGGUACAAUUUAUGAACUUGUUAUCCCUUGCAUGAUUUUGCUCUUUGUUGCCUUUGUUUCACUGAUUUUUAUGACUUCUUAAAUUCACUUAUGCACUUUGGCAGAAGGCACUUGUAUAUUUCUGAAUGGUUACAUCUUUUUCCAGAUGUGGUACAAAAUUGAGAAUUCGGCCUUCUUAUCUUGUCCAAACCAAGCACCUUGUGAGGAUUUGAACAUAUCCAUUCACACACAAAGAUUAGAGCAACAGGCCAGGUGUUAUGCUAGACCAUAAAGCUUAAAUCCUUGCUUUCUCUAAGCCCUUAUUUGUCUUUUUACAAGUUAUAUAUUUAACAGCUGAUCCUUAGUUUUUUGCAAGACACAAAACUACAUAA